Molecule: messenger RNA, 1064 nt
Organism: Centruroides sculpturatus (bark scorpion)
Lineage: Eukaryota; Metazoa; Arthropoda; Arachnida; Scorpiones; Buthidae
Product: plexin-A2-like
Exons: 7
Coding region: 210-1049 (279 amino acids)
Biological process (GO): motor neuron axon guidance; semaphorin-plexin signaling pathway involved in axon guidance; positive regulation of axonogenesis
Cellular component (GO): semaphorin receptor complex
Molecular function (GO): semaphorin receptor activity
Source: RefSeq, a predicted model, not a curated record
UUCUAGCAGACUAAUUCUUAUGUAUUACAUUUUAUUGUUAAUUUAGUUACAUUAAGUUAUAAUUAUUUCAAUUUUAUAUACAGAGUAUUGGCCCAAGUAUACGAUCUGGACCCGGCUUUUGUCCUCGAAUUAAUACAACUUCUGGUGGUUCAACUGAGAUUCUAGUCCCUUUUAAAAUAAGUAAAAGAAUUCAAGUAAAAGUAGAUAACAUGCAACCUUUUAUAGCAUCAACAAGAUUUGUGUGCCAAUUUAAUAUUGAAGGUAGAGUAAGACAAGUCAAUGCUCAAUUACUAGGUGACACCAUUUAUUGUGAAAAAAUGGUGUUUCAAUAUGGGACUCAAGCACCAAACAUUACAGCAACAUUUGCUGUGAUUUGGGAAGGAACUAAACCACUUGAUAAUCCAGAAAAUAUUCGAGUCUUAGUCUAUAAAUGUGAAGGAAUGGCAGAUAAUUGUGGGGAAUGUCUCGAAUUACCUGAAAAAUAUGCUUGUGGUUGGUGUCAAGAUAGACCUGCCUCUUGUCAAGUUCAUGAUCAGUGUAGUGACGGAAGUGCUACAAUGUGGUUAGACAGAAGACAAACAUGUCCUGAUCCUAAAAUAUUAAGUUUUAACCCAGAAUCUGGACCUUGGGAAGGUGGCACAAAUAUAACCAUUGAAGGAAUCAAUUUAGGAAGAAUUUUUGAUGAUAUUGCUGAUGGAGUUAGAGUUGUUUAUGAUGUAGAUGGUAGGACAAUUUCAGAAUGUCUUCCUCAUCGAGAAGGAUAUUUAAAAACUAGCAGAAUUGUUUGUCAAGUAGAAAGACCUCCAAAUCUUACAACAGGACUAGUUGGAGGACCAAUAUCUGGACCAAUUGUUGUUAGAGUACAGAAUGAUUAUACUGCACGUUCAAAAAAGCAUUAUUCUUUUGUGAAUCCUCGUGUUACUUCUAUUGAACCUACUAAAGGACCAAAAUCAGGAGGUACUCUGCUUAAAAUUUGGGGACUCCACAUGGACGCUGGUAGUUAUGCAGAAGCUUUCGUAGAUGGUUUGCAAUGUAAAGUUAUAAGGUAAAUAAAUUUUUUUACA